CCAAGAUGGCUACCACUUGUUUCAGUAGCGUAUUUUCGUUCGGUUUGACGCGUAUUUCGUAGAAAAGAGCCGCUUUCGGCGCAGCUUUGUGCAACGACGUGCGUGUGACGCGCGUAUCCGCGAGUCGCUCGUCCUGCUCGACGACCUGGUAUCCGGUCUCGUGUUCGGAGAUGAUCCGCGUUUUGCCGUCCCACGAUCGGGAUGCUGCAUGAGUGCGCGAGAGGCGGAGUAAUUGCCCGUCACCAGCCAUGUUCGUCGAGUGUCCUUUUGUUGUGACAAUCGUGAUAUAAUCCUUUCGUGCGACGCGACGCUACGCCGGGCGGGCGAUUUUACGCGCGAAUUGAUCGCGCGUUUCCGGGAGUGUCCUUUUUUUUUUGUGUGUGUGUGUUUUCGGAAACGGUCGUUUCUCGUUUCUCGGCCCCCUCUGUCCCGUCUCGUCCCGCCUCGUCUCGUCUUGCCUCGCUUCAUCUCGUCUCUCGCCUCCGUCUCCACUCGUCCCAUAGGAGAGCUUCUUGUUAACGCUUGCUCGACGCCGCCAAGUAGAUUAAAUGAAAGGUCGGUAGCAAUAGAGGUGAGGCGAGGUGGAGUUCAAAGGAGGGAUGAAUGGAACGGCAGCGCUGCGACGCAGCGUCGGGGCUGGUGCAGGCGCCAUCAGCGGUGGGGUCGUCGAGCCAGCACCUAUUGCCACACUUGUCCUGUACAAGGAUGAUGCUGGAUUUGGAAUGAAAGUUUCUGGCGACAAUCCGGUCUAUGUUCAGUCAGUAAAGGAAGGUGGUGCAGCAGCCAGAGCUGGUCUUCAUGCAGGUGACAAGAUCAUUAAGGUGAAUGGCGUCAAUGUGAUGCAAUCUACGCAUACUGAUGUGGUCCAGCUAAUAAAGUCUUCGACACAAGUGGUACUGACAGUGCAGCAGAAGCCGGUGACAGUGGGCAGUGUAGCUGCGACAGCGGCAACAACGGGUUCUGGUUUGCAACUCGGUACAAAUCAACACCAACCACGUCCGCUCAGCCUGGCGGCGACCGGAAACAUGUCACCCUCGCAACCGGCGACCUCUCUUCAUAGAGCGGCCACCGCGCCAGCAGGCGGCGCGCCGUGUAACACUCGGAUCACGGGUCCGCAGCCAGUCGAUCUCGAGAAGAAGAGGCAGCUGGAAACGCAAAGAGUUCAUACGUUCCAGCUUAUGUUGGAGAAGGAACAGAGUUACGUGGACAAGUUGCGAAGCGAGCUGGCGAAAGCCGGCACUGGUGGUGGCGGUAACGUUUCUUCCAUCCAGAACGAGUUAACAGGCGCCGAGAGAAGAGUACGCACUCUUCAAGAACAGCUCACGGCGAUUAGCGGGACAACCAAUGACCAGACCUCACUAUGCCUACACGCGCCUUCAUUGAGAACCAUUAACCCUACCUCCCCUCAUCUAAUGCAUCCAGGAAUUCGAAUACACGGUGUAACCGGACGAGAGAACAUCAGCUUGAAGACUAUAUCAUUGAAAAGAAAACUUUGCUCGUUGGUAACAAAUACCUCCUCGGGUUAUUAUCCGUCCCCGAACAACGGCAGUGGUGCGGACGUGCCACCUCCACUGCCGUCGCGCAAAUCCUUGUCCAUGCAAAGUCUCUCUCCGCCACCUUUGCCUCCCAGACCUACACCACCUGCCACAAACACGCAAAACACAGCCCAGCAGGAGCUGGAUCGACAACUGCUGACUCACUUAACGUCCUCAACUGCCAGUCACGGUAUUCCUAACUCUUUUUCGCAAGAUGCUAAUCUGAACGCUCUCUCGAAACACCAGCGGACGAAAUCGAGUCCGGAACAGUUGGGAACCACAGUGAUGUCUCCGUCGGAAGCCAGCAGAUGCUUGAUCGCCUCUGAAUCGAUGCACGAUCUGUCGCCUCCGAGACACAUCAGACAUAGCGUAAUCGAUGCUAACGAACUGCCGCGUAUCACACCACCAGGAACACCACCGCCUCCAUAUCCGGCUCCCGUUUUGGGACAGGAUAUCUUUUCGUCUACAUUAAACGACACGGUCGCGACUGAUACCAUUCCUGGACUGCCAGCGUUCCAACAGCCAAUUAUGUCGAUGGAAGAAGACGAUGUCAGCGAUCAGGAAAUUAAUCAAUUAGAGGAUCACGGACCGUUCCAGUCUUUGUCCAGGCUGUGGGGACAUCAUGCGCACCUUGCUGUAUUUAUUAAUUACGUACUAUCUAAUAGUGAUCCUUCUAGCCUGUUAUUUUAUUUAGUAACAGAUUUGUACAAGGAGGGAAAUGCCAAAGAAAUGAGAAAAUGGGCAUACGAGAUUCAUUCUAGUUUUCUAGUACCUGGUGCGCCAUUACGUCUGCAUAACGUAGACGAACAUGUCGCAAACGAAAUAGACGACGUUCUCGUAAAAGAGUCCGAUAAAGAAGAAAUUCUUAGGAAGAUAUUUUGGAAGGCACGUACCAGAGCGAAAGAAGAGUUGAACGAACAGCUGAUAAAGUUUCAAGAAAAAAGAAUCGCGGGAUUGGCCACAAUCUUUGGCCCGAACGACACCUCGCUCGACGAGAGCAUAUCCGACAAAGCGCGUGAAACAAAAAUCAUCGAGACGUACCUUCUGCCUAAAAUGGAUCCUUUUUUAGAGGAUAUAGAGAAAGAUCACGUAGAUUUGCGAUUGUUCACGACUGCCGCUGGCCUAGCUACAAUACUAAUAAAGAUCUUCCAAUUGCGGCCGGUAUGGGCCGAUCGCGUGCCUACUUUUGUCGCGAAAGACAAAUCGAAUAUUAAAGCACGACUGCUUACCGGAAAAACGCGCAAAAUGACGAUCCGAGGACAUCAUUUCGUAGCGCAUCAAUAUUUUACGACUACUUAUUGCAAUCACUGUCAACUCAUUAUUGGGGGUAUCGGUCCUCAAGGAUAUUUAUGCAGUGAUUGUUCCCUAAGCGUGCAUCGUCAGUGCGUUCGUGUGGUAGAAGAAAAUUGUCCGGGUCCUUUGGAAAGAAGAAAGGAAAGAGGCAACGACAGAAUCAGUAAACUGAUGGAGCGUAUCCGACCGGAAAGGAAACCACCAUCGUCUCAUCAUCAUCACUCUCACAAUCACAUAUUGCAUCUCGAAAAACUCAGAAAAAGCGAGGAUGAUUCCGGUGCGCUGACGGAUGGCGAAAACGAUCAACGAGGCAGUUUGGUCGGAAACGCUCGUGGCAGUUGCGAUAGAACACGACUUUCCGGCUUAGGAGGAAGUGGCGAUCAUGCCGAUAACACAGAGAAUCCAUCGUCACGAGAAGAUAUUUCCGAAAUGGUCCAGCAAAAUAUUUCCUGUAAGCCAAAGACGUCAAACAUCAACAGGUCUGAAAGUUACAAGGAGCGGAUACAUCACAAGCGACAACUGAGGGAAAAGAGAAAGACCAGCGAUCCGAAUCCGAAAACGAAAGUCGGUUCCAGCGAUUGCGAGCCCUCCGGUACGUUUCCCGGGAACUCCGCUGGCAGUUCGUCGAACAGCAGCCUGUCGACGAGGAGCCUGGACAGUCCGAGCACCAGUUUAGAGCAGGUGCAUCCCACGACAUCGUCGGCGAACGCGUCAACUUCCUGGGACAGUGAUGUCGACGCCGAAGCUGAUACUCCAGAUUGGAGCCAGGCCGUCGCCGAGGACGUUCUCGCGCAGCUCAGCAAUUCCGAGAAAAAAAGACAGGAAGUUAUUAACGAAUUAUUUCACACCGAACGCUCUCACGUUCGCGCGUUGAAAGUAUUGUCACACGUCUUCCAUAAGCCUCUGCUGGAAUCUCAGGUGUUGCCGUUGGAUCAGAUUCAUCUGCUCUUCUCGAAUCUGGACGAGAUGUUGAUGAUCCAUUCGCGCUUCAACCAAACUAUGAAACGAAAGAAGAAGGAGAACCCGUGCGUGGGCGACGUGGGUGAUCUUCUGUUGGAAAUGUUCGACGGCGAGGCUGGCGAGGUGUUCGAAAGAGCCGCGUCGACCUACUGCGCUAAGCAGCAAGUCGCUCUAGACGCUCUGCGUGAUCGGCGUCGUAAGGAUUCGAAGCUGAAUUCCUUCCUGAACGAGGUGGAGGCUAAUCCGCUUUGCCGUAGGCUUCAAUUGAAGGAUCACAUACUCACCGGUAUGCUGCGGCUUACCAAGUAUCCGCUUCUCUUCGAAAAUCUCGCCAAGUACACUCCGGAGAGUAACGAAAAAGAAAAGGCCGCCGUGCUACGCAGUCUCGAGCGAAGCAAGGAGAUCUUGAGCUGCGUGAAUCAAGCAGUAAAGGAGGCCGAGGAUUACCAACGACUAGUGGAGAUUCAACGAAUGGUCGAUCGAUCAUCUUUUGACAAAUUUGAUCAUCCGAGCGUGCAGGAGUUCAAGAAUCUUGAUAUCACGAAGCGCAAGCUGAUUUACGAGGGACCGUUGCAGUGGCGACGCGCCGAGCCGAAUCGAUCGAUGCCGAAUCGUUCGAUGCCGAAGCCGGUGGAUUUGCAUGUGGUGCUGUUGGACGACAUAAUUUUCCUCCUGCAUCGACAGGAUGAGAAGUACAUGCUUAAAUUCAUGAAUCAGGCGAACCAGUCAGGCAACUCAGUGCUCAGUCCGAUUCUCAGGCUGACGAAUGUGUUGGUGCGUAUUAACGCUGCCGAAAAAGACUCUCUCUACUUGGUCAAUACCGCGGAGCACGGUGCGCAGAUGUACAACUUGAUAGCACCAACUGCCCAAGAUUGCCUGAACUGGUGCAAAUACAUCUCCGAGGCCGUGGAGGCUUCCGCCGCGCGGACUUCCAAAGGCGGCAGAAGACCGACGCCGCCCACUUCGCUUCCGGAGGAACCGGCGGAAACGAUGGAGGACGCGCAGUCUUCCGGAACUGAAAUGGACGACGUCGUCGAGAAGGACCAGUCGCAAGAUCGAGAAUCGAAGGAAUCCGGAAAUCGAAGCACCGCCAGCGCUCAAGAACCCAACGAGGAGACGCCGGAAAACGUUGUUACAGAAACUCCCGCAACGACGGAACAAACACAGCAGCGAUCACCAAUCACGGGCAUAGCAGAACCACUGCGGAUGGUCACGUGUACUCAACUCUCCUUGAUAGACCCAUUAGAGGUUCAUGUUGAGGUACCACCUGUGCAUGUUGCCGAGCCGGUGCUUACACCAAUAGAAUGUUUGAGGCGUAAGGACGAAAUAAUUAAACAGGCUCUGGUAGAGAAGCAGUUAUUGAUGGCGGAUAUAUUAAAUAUUCCGAAGGAAGAUUUUGAGCACGUGGCAGACAUAGCGUCUGAACCAUCCACUGUGAACAAGGAACCUGCCGAACUCAUACUCGCUAUUAUCAGUCAAACGGAUCAGGUGGUGGGGAUGGUGAAUUCCGUAUUGAACGUGAGCGAAACGGAGACAAUAUACGCGUCGCGCGCAGCAUCAGCGGUGUCGUCUCCCGCGUGCGAAGCUACCGGUUGCCCUUCUCAGCGAAGUCAAUCACAACACUCCCAGCAAACGGCAUUGGGGAUGAUGCAACCGAUUUGCAGUUAUCUCACGUCCCAACUUUCUAAGAUGUCACAACUCCUGGAAAUUAUAAAGGAACGAGAGGACGAACGGGAGAAACUACGGAAAGAAUUGCGUAGAAGCAGAGAACGCAUACAUGCACUCGACAGUGACAUGCAGCGUCGUGAAUUCUCGGAAGCAAUAACCAGGACGACUCAUACGCAAACAGCACUCGGCGAUUCUGUGCAUCAAGAUAUUAGCACCGAUUCUACCAGUCGUGACGAAUUCGUCGAUGCUCGUGGAAAAGAAGCUGCGGCUGCAGAUGCGGAAAACCUCGAGAUCGAGGCGGAAACCGAAGUGAUGGGCGACAGUGUCGGUUGAGACAAGAGUAAAACACGUUCCGUCAAUCAUAUUCUUCUUGAUCUGGUGCAUUUCACGAGCGGUGCUGGAACGCUCUCGCAUACCGAGAGAAAUCAAAAUUAUUUGUAAACGGACUGGAAAAAAAAUGGUUGACACAUAUGUUGUAUAUGUGGGAGACGUUGUGGCGUGUAAUUGCUUACCGCAGACGAUAAUACUAUAUACUACAUACAGGUAGAAAAAGUUAUUAGCUGUUUUAUUUAUUUGAUAAUUCUCAUCACAUUUGAUAUAAUGUGCAUUAAUAUUGUUACUUUUUUUCUUAUUUAAUUAAUAGAAAUUAAUGCGCUAAACUGUCUUUACUGUGCAUGCAAACGACGCUUCCCUUUAAAAAUCUCGAUUUGUUUCUCGUUCCUCAAAAUACGAGAGCAUACAUAUCGUCGAGUUUUUGUGCAAUGUAAUUUUCUACGUGUUUUGCAAAAUUUGUAGGUUUACACAAAAGAAGAGUUUGUUUGCUGAUAUAUCGGACAGUACUAUCGGCUUGAAAUAUAAGUUACUAAAUUAUUCGAUGCGUAUACUUCGUAAAUUUGUUUACUAAUAAUUUAUAACAAUUACGGAGAAAGUUAACAAAAACACGUUUUUUUUUUCGUUACACAACUUGUGUUUUCGCGUAAACAAGAAAUUCUUCUCGCAAGUUCCUAUCAAACUAAGAAACAGCUGAUAAUUUUUAUCUCGUUUCUGUAUUUACCAAAAUAUGGAUCACACUGAUUAAUAUCUUUGCCAAAGAUUUUAUGUAAAUGGAUUUACAUAAUCUGCACUAAUCUUUCACAAUCUUAUUUUGUACAUCAUCGUAUUGUUAUAUUUUUACGUACCGAGUCCUGUACAUUAUUAUCAUAAUUAUUUAAGAAUGAUUUAUAUUAAAAAAAAAAGCAAAAUUAUGCGCAAAAGAUCUGUAGGAAUAUGUGCUGCUUUACUAUCAAUUAGUAUUCAUUAGCUUAUUCUCUGAAAAUUUUUCUUCCAAGUGUUUUCGUGCAUAUACAUCAACACAUCUAGUAUAUAAACCUGAAAUUGUUAUUUCAGGUUAUUAUUUAAUCUCAUCAGUAAAAUAUUGAAUUUUGAAAAUUGGACAGCGUGAAUUUUUAAUCUUCCAUACCAAAAUUAUGGAAACCUAGUUGUGAGAUUUUAAAGAGGAGCAAUUGAUUUUAAUUUUUUUGUUUUUUUUGUUUUUGUAACCCUCUUAUAAAGUUGUACAUUAAAAAGACUUGCUGUCUGUAAGUGAUUUUAAGAUAAAGUUUGUUUUUAUAUUUAAUAUAUCGAUACGCGAGAGAGAGAAACGAAAAUCUCUCGAUAGAAGAUAAAACCUCUCUUAGACUCGACGAAGAGAAAUCUCUGGACGUGUCUAUUUAUUAAAUUUCAUGAAAAAGAUCUGUGAAUUUAUAUAUUGCACAAUUUACAGCUGUCAAAAUUUUGAGAACUCCGUUUUCGAACAUAUAAAGAAUUCUGGUAUCUAAGGGAUUUGUAUUCUGAACGCUCACAUUUAAGGACUUUCUACAAUAAGAUAUUAAUCAAUCAGAAGUCAGAAGCAAGAAAUUGACUAAUCACAAUCGAUUAUUCUUCUGUGAUUUGACUUUGAUUGGUCAAUAUUUCUUGCUUCUGACUUCUGAUUUAUUACUAAUAUCUAAUUGUAGAAAGCCCUUUAGAGUUGAUAAUGAUUUAUUUCAAGUUUGACCUCUCGAGAAGAGAACCACGCUUUCUCCCAGCUUGAGAAAUUGCUGAUUUUGCGCUAAAAUGUGUGGUCGGAAUACGAACCGAAGAUUCUACGGAUAUUCUUAGACUUUUUUUUUCUAAACGAUUAAGACAAUAUCCUAGGACACACGAAGAAUCCUGGGAUAGAAAGAUCUAAGAAUCUAAGAAUACAUAAACAUACAAUUUUUUAUGAAGUAGACGGUAGUUUAUGUACUUAAAGUUUUGCUAUGCAUAAAUAUAUACGUAUAAUAUAUAAAUAUAUAUAUGAUAUUUAUGAAUAUUCAUGCGGGAUGUCUCAAAACUGAUAUGUAUCACUAUCGUAUGUAAUCUUUUUUACUUUUGAUGUUUUAUUUGAGGAAUUUGGUUUUUUUUUUUUAACGGUACAACUUUUUAAAAUAAGCGAUAAAGGAGGGAACGAAUCUGAAAUUGUGAAAUUUGCCGAAGGACUCGGAGAAACUUUUGAAGCAAAAGUCUAAAAAAUCAGAUAUUUUAAAAGUUAAAAAAAUUAAUAAAAUGUAACGAUCGAUUUUUACCAAAUUUGAGAGCUCAAAUAUCAACAUAAUAUUGUGAAGUUUUUAUUAUAGUUAAUACCUAUACGUACAUAUUGGGCAUCCUUUUUGUUGUGAAUAAAUUAAAAUACGUUAAUAUCACGUAUAUAUAGAAAAAAAUACAACAGAAACUGUAUCUCAUAAUAUCACGUCGAUUUACGUGGUAAACUGAAAUGACAUUUAUCUCUUUUAACAGUAUUGUUUCUUCGUGGAAACUUGACAUGCUAUUCUGAAUGCAGGCCGAUACUUCAAAGAUUGGUGAUGUAACUUUAAUAGCUACCACUCAAGAUUGUAAAAGCAAGGAAAUACGUAGAAAUGAAUCGUUUUUGUAUUUGGUAUUUCGCGUAAAUAACUUUUUGUCAACAAUACGUAAUUUCGACGAAGUAUACUUUUUAAAAUAUAAAUCUAAAAUUUGCUAUCAAUGUGAUAUAUUCUGUUGAACAAAACAUAAAAUCGAGAUAGUUCUGCAUAAAUGUAUUUUUCGAUUGUUUUUCUACUUUUGUUUGGAAAAAUAAAGUCGAACGUACGAACUUGACUAUCGAUACGUGUUCAUUUUAUGUUUUUGCACUUGAAGUUUUCGAGUUGAUAACAGAAUUGUUGCAUUUGUCACGUCUACUUCGUGUAAUUAAGACAAUUUUAUGUUGACAAACAGUUAUUUACUUAAUUUACAAGAAUACGCCACUUUGAAUCUUGUGACAUUUUAAGACAAUUCGAAAGACGACUGACGUAUGGUAUGGCUGAAGUAGUAUUAUAUACAUGCUAGUAGAUUGUUUUUUAAAUAAAACACUGAGGUAAAUUAUUAUAGUGACAAUCAGUGAAGCGAACAAAGAAACUCUGAACGAAGAGAAAAUUUACAUUUAACAUGACAAGCCAAGAAAUGUAUUUUUCCUUAGUUAUUUUCUUCUUCUUGUUGUGUAAUUCGAGCGAUUGCAAUAUACAGAGGACUCACCUACUUACAUAAAAUCUUUGCUACUACAGAACAAUAAUGAUUCCUGAUAAUGGACAUGAAAAACCAUUACGAACGUGCGAAGCUAUUGUAUAUGUAUAAUAUAUUUAAUAACACUUUAUUAGUUGAUAUUAUCAUUAUUUUAUUAUUAUAUAUUAUUAUAUUAUAU
Molecule: messenger RNA, 9171 nt
Organism: Pseudomyrmex gracilis
Lineage: Eukaryota; Metazoa; Arthropoda; Insecta; Hymenoptera; Formicidae
Gene: RhoGEF2
Product: rho guanine nucleotide exchange factor 12
Exons: 28
Coding region: 600-5789 (1729 amino acids)
Biological process (GO): G protein-coupled receptor signaling pathway
Cellular component (GO): cytoplasm
Molecular function (GO): guanyl-nucleotide exchange factor activity; G protein-coupled receptor binding
Source: RefSeq, a predicted model, not a curated record